This is a messenger RNA of Drosophila teissieri, 1055 nucleotides long. RefSeq names its product hybrid signal transduction histidine kinase L-like. The coding region runs from base 1 to 1053 and encodes 350 amino acids. The transcript is spliced from 2 exons. Lineage: Eukaryota; Metazoa; Arthropoda; Insecta; Diptera; Drosophilidae. The record is from RefSeq and is a predicted model, not a curated record.
AUGAUUAGCAUGAUGUUCAAGAACAUCGGCAAAUUUCGCGAGCGGGAACGGGACGUGGGCGGGGCCAGCUCGCCCUCGACCACGAUAGCCACGCCCACCGGUACGCCGCCCCUGCUGCCGCCGCUGCCCAACACGUUUGUGGCCAUCAAGACGAAGUCCGACUGCAGCAGCAGCAACCACAGCAACAGCAACAACAGCAACAGCAACAACAGCCUGACCCUGCACAGCGGCAACAACAGCUUCAAGUCGAGCGGUCACCGAAAGUCCCCUCAGCCGCCCCCGCUGCCCAUGAAAAACGGCGCCAAACAGCAGCAGCAGCAGCAGCAGCAGCAGCAACAAGAGUCGCACUACCAACACUUGAGCUACCAGCAGCAUCCCGGCAGCAACGCACGCAACACCCUGGACCGCAAGCAGACGAACAACAGUGGCGGCGACUACUGCACCCAGAUCAAUCCGCACUAUCUGCAGACCUUCGACAGCCUGGACCACUACAGUGUGGCCACCAUGCAGCAGCAGCCGUUGCGCAGCCAGUCCAAGUCGCAGAUCUACAGCUACGGCAGCAGCGGCACCGCCAGCGACAACAGCAACCACAACCAGCAGCAUCUGCCGCACCAGCAGCAUCAGCACUACCACAGCAGCAGCAACAUAGCCCACAUCGAGCACCACUACCAUCCGCAGCACGGCAGCGAUCGCUACAGCCACCCGCACGUGCAGCAGCAACAUCAGCAGCAGCAGCAUCAGCAACAUCAGCUGCAGCAGCAGCAACACCACAGCCUGAAGCACACCAAGCACGGCAAGGGGCACAAGAACGGCAAGCACGGCUCGAAGGGCAGCAGCAGCAAGUCGCAGGACGACUUCAAGGUCCUGCACAAGCAGCAGCAGCAGCAGCAGCAUCUACAGCAACAGCAGCUGCAGCCGCCCAAGUGCAGCGGCAACAGCAAGUCAGCCAAGCGCAACGGUUGCGGCAACCAGGUGUUGCCGCUGCCACCGCAGCAGCAGCAGCACUACUCCAGCUCCAGUGAUAGCCUACCAUUUGAUAAUAACUACUAUUAGAC